Messenger RNA from Corticium candelabrum, 4262 nucleotides. Its product is annotated as pleckstrin homology domain-containing family G member 5-like. Gene Ontology annotation, molecular function: guanyl-nucleotide exchange factor activity. Gene Ontology annotation, cellular component: plasma membrane; endocytic vesicle; axon. The transcript is spliced from 23 exons. Bases 1340 to 4054 code for a protein of 904 amino acids. The record is from RefSeq and is a predicted model, not a curated record. NCBI's taxonomy places the organism in Eukaryota, Metazoa, Porifera, Homoscleromorpha, Homosclerophorida, Plakinidae. Gene Ontology annotation, biological process: endothelial cell migration; Rho protein signal transduction.
GCGAGUUUGCAGCUAUGCGUCUGUUGCUUUUGUGGUUGUAGAAACGGUCGUGUGCGGGUUUAGCGUUAGAGAGUAUUGUGAGUUGGGAUAUUGCAGUGAUGUGUUGUGUUGGUGUGGUGGUUUGGGAGGUGGAAGGUCUUGAGUUGUGUGUUGCGCACUUUUGAUUUCAGGGUUUGGUUUCGGGUCUGGUGUGAAGUUUUUUUGCGUGAGAUAUAGUGAUAUGAUAAUUGUUGGCCUGCUUUCUGGUUUCUUUUCUUCACCAGUCUGCUGUUUGUUUGUAUGUCGGUUUGUCUGUAUGUGCACAUGUUUGUUCAUCUUGUCAGUCGUUUGUAUGUUUGCGUGUCUGUUCACCUGUCGGUUGUCUGUGAAUUCUGUGUAUUUGUCUGUUUGACUGCCUGCCCGCCGUCUGUUGGUCUGUCCAGGUCUCAUCAUCGGGCUGUACACUGUAUGUAUACAGUUCUAGAUCAAUCUACCCAUGAUACAUGAUAGUGUAUGAAAUGGAAAACGGAGGUGAUAAGGUGAUCAUCAUACAAAUUUGAUUAGAAAAUAUGUUUCUGAUAGGAGAUCAGCUUGCUACUAAUAGUGUCUAGCAUUCCAGUGGGGUGAUAGAUGUCCUAGUGAGGUAUUACUGGACGUUGACUUACCUAUUACCCAUCUACUUGCCUCUAAGGCAUAAUGUUUAGUUAUUGCAGUGAAGACCUUAUAGGCAAGUGUUUGAUAUAUGAAAGUGCUUUGAUGGUUCAAUAGGUUUACUGUUGGUUUCCAUCAGUAGGAUAUACCCUAGCCUACCAUGCAUGCACACUAAAGCUUGAUUCACAAAUAUGACACUGAUGCUGAUGUCGAUGACGUUGAUGCUGACGUUGAUGCCUCCAUGUGGGUGUUGAAGCUCAUCUGAGUGUCAGUGUCAUAUUGUGAUCCAGUCUUGGCACUGUCAGGUUAGAGGAAAUGAUUGCAGGAAUGUGGAAUGGAUGUGCAGACCAGAUGUUUGAAUAGGAUGUUUAAGUCAUGUGGUGCCACAUCUUGUGCAGUUGUUUUCUCAUGCUGUUUUGUGACAUCCAUUGGUUCUUUUAUUGCAUUUGUAUUAUACCUAGGAUAGCAAGUCAUCUAAGAAACGAGUCGGUUUGGUUACUUUUUUGAAGAGAAAACGUACCAAAGACAAAUUCAUCGAUACUCCACGUUCUCAGAGUUUGGACGACCUCUCCUGUGUUCUGCAACAUCUCAAAUUGACCCAAAACUGUGCUCAGUGGACUGUGCAGAAUCAGUAGACUUUAUACUAACGGGAGGUGGAGACAUAGUCAGCAGUGGAGACAUAGUUAGCAGGGAAGAAACAGUCAAGAAAAUGAACUCAUUUCACAAGUCAACCAGCUGCAACAGUCAAGGGGAGCUAAUGCACAAGCAAUUGGACCCGUCGAGGCCUAAGACUCUAGAGUUGAGACAAAGUCCAUCGCAUGACAAUGUUCAGCGUUCUUUGGUUAGGAGUGUGUCUCGAUCACUUGACAAUAUGUUGAUUGUCGGAGGUGGCUCGAAAUCAAAGAAGAUGUCAAAACCAGAUGGUGGGUCAUCCAGGAGGGGAUCUGGCUUGAGUGGCUUCUUCCUCUUCAAGAAAUCACGAGCUAAAGAGGACACCAUAGCUGCAUCACUUUCAUCACGUUCAUCACGUUCACAGAGUUUAGAUGAUGUGGAAUGCAUCUUGCGUAUGCAAGAACGAAACUUUACAGACAGAAGGAAUGGCCCAGUAAUUAUAAAUCAUGGCAGAGAAGUCAAGGAUGAUCUAUUCUCUCCAAGCUCCAGAGAGUCAUCACCAACAAAACCUGAUAAAAUCACUCUCAACAAUCAAGGAGUGAAGAAAUUACCUUUACUUCGAAAGUCAAGCAGCUGUGGCAGUGGACUGGAGCUGUUGCACAAGCAACAGCAACAAGUGGAAGCCACAUUACCAAAAUCAAGAACUAUUGAGCUACUGAAGGUGUCGUCAUCUAUGGAAACUAUAAAUUUUGAGGAAGACGCUGCAAGUUUGAAGUCAUCAAGAAAUUCAAGAACAGGAUCAAGACCAAGUCUGGAGGAGAUGCUGCAACAUUUUACAAUCCAGGGGUCGUCUAAUCUGCAGUCACAACUGAAGACCUUUCAGGAGGAGAUGCCAGCAUGUUGGAUGGACAUUGUGGAGAAUUCCGAGAAAUUGAGUGAUGUGCAUCACGAACUUCAGUCUGCCAUUUGGGAGCUGAUCUCAAACGAACUUGGAAACAUCAGGGUUUUGAGACUUUUACAUUACUUCUAUUGCAAGUUGAUUCAACUGCAGGAUAUGCUAUAUCUGAUCGACGUGAAUCCUGAUGUUUUGUUUGGAAACAUCAAGGAAGUGCUUGACGCUUGUGAAGGAUUCUGGCACAACAGAUUGAGACGAGUGUAUACAAAUUCAAGAGACAGUGGAAAUCUGUUGAAUGCUCUCGACGUGAAUGAAGCUUUUCUUUCUUUUUCUGACUACUUUGAGCCGUAUGUGUCGUAUUGUGUGAGAGAAAAGAUGGCACUCAGUUACUUGAACAACUUGAAACGAAAUCAGAAAUCUAACACUUUUGUUCAGUGGUGCCAGAGGCAUGCGGAGUGCGAACGUCAGGAGCUGUUUGGGCUUCUAAAUCGUCCAACUCAGCAGAUGACUAGAUAUCAGCUGCUGUUGGAACGCGUGAUGAGUAAAUCACAGAGUCCAAUGACAAAGAGAGCCUUGCAUGAUCGAAUAGCAGAAGUAAAGGAUUUUGUCAUGCUUAUCAAUGACACAGCUCGUCUUGAGGAAGAAGCAAACAAGGUGUUAGGCAUCAGCAAUCUCAUAUCAGGAUAUCAACUCUUUGACAACCUUCCUCAUGAAGCACAGUUUUAUUUGAAUAACACCAUGCAGCUGAACUUGAUGGCAAAAAUGCCGGGCGUGCCAUCGACUGUUUGCCAGCAGAGAGUUCUUAUUCGUCAGGGUUCUUGUGGGUUGCUCAAAAGGCCAACUAAAGAAAUGAGAGGAUUUGUCUAUCUGUUAACUGAUGUGCUACUUAUUACUAUUACUGUUAAAGGAGGAAACAGAAAGCAAAAGCUUUUCAAACAACCAAUGUAUCUUGAUCGUCUGCAGAUUGGACUAAGUAGAAACCCAGCUUGUUUCUUGUUGAUGUAUUGUGAGAAUUUCGGUUUCGAGUAUGUUGUUGAUGCUGUUUGGGUGAAUGUCGACUCUAGUAAGAAUGCAAAAGAAUGGCAGAGAGAUAUAGCUGACGCUCAGGAAAACUACCAACGCCUUCAAAAUGGACAGCAUGUCAAGUCUCACCCUCGUCUACCUGGUAUACAGCAAGCAUCCGUUGGACACAGUGCACGUAGCUCCGACUCUGACCAGCCAACAAUCAUAUCUCCACAAGGUGAAAUGGAAGCAGUGCAUUCCAAUGAACAGUGCAGCACAUCAAACGUACAAUCACAUUCUCUUGCGAGGAGCGUUUCCGCCAUCACCUCCAAUUUUGUGUUACCACUACAUCCUGAAGCUGAUGUUCCCGUACGAGCAAAGAAAGUCUCAUUGACUUCGCUGUCUCACAUAUCUCGUCCAGUUUCAUCCGACGUUUCAAGCUUCAGUCACAUGUCGUGUAGCGCAUCAAGUGACGGUUGGUCAAGAUAUUACUCGAGUUCUGACGAAGAUAUGCCAGAAAAUCAAAGAGGCAUCAACACGUUACCAGCUAAGCAAGUAAACGAGGUCACAUUUCAGGAUCAGAGUCAGACUGAGGCGCAUCAACCAACCAAAUCGUCUCAAGAUUCACAUAUGCAGGAAGUUGAUUUCAAUACGACUUCAGUGACUCACGCUGUAAGUUGCUAUAGUUUCUUCUCGGCGAGGAAGCAGGGACGUGAUGAAAACGGAAUGAGAUCUGAACAUAGUGUUACGUUUCGAAAUCAGUUUGGCAAGGAUGACUCCAAUGUGACUGUGACUGGUGAUGACAUGAACUCAGCUUUAGAUCCUCGAACAUCAGUGCAAGUUAUCAAACAGUUAAACGGGAUGCCAAUGUCGCCGUCUAGUUUAGAAGUUGAUAUCAGCUGUGAGUCUGUUUGAGCUCGAGUUUUAUAGGCAAUUAUUGUGAUUAACUUUAUGAUGCAGCUUGUUGGCUGCAGAAUCGAUAUAUUAGAUUUAUAGUUGUCAAUCAUAUCACUUUAUAAAGUGUAUGUAGGUUUUGUUUAUAUUUUAUUGUAAAUGUAGGUUUUGAGCUAGUAGAUGUGGAGUGAGAUUAUUGGACAUGAAGAUAUGACUGAGUAAUACAGUA